Messenger RNA from Trifolium pratense (red clover), 1320 nucleotides. Its product is annotated as guanylate kinase 3, chloroplastic. The record is from RefSeq and is a predicted model, not a curated record. Gene Ontology annotation, molecular function: GMP kinase activity. Lineage: Eukaryota; Viridiplantae; Streptophyta; Magnoliopsida; Fabales; Fabaceae. Gene Ontology annotation, biological process: purine nucleotide metabolic process. The transcript is spliced from 2 exons. Bases 74 to 928 code for a protein of 284 amino acids. Gene Ontology annotation, cellular component: cytosol.
UCCUCAUCUUCAAUCUUAAUAAUUACUACUACAACUGGCAACAUUUUACAGUACAGUAAUCUCUUCUUCCUCCAUGAUUCGAAGACUUCUGAACUCAUCUCUAAUCCAUCUUCCCCUUCCACUUCCACCACCACCCAAACCAAAACCAACCACCUUCUCCUUCCCACUCCGAACAUUCUCCCACAUGGGCGACACCCGCCGACCUUCCCCCACUCCCAUCCCAUCUCUCCAACAAUCAAAUCGCUCCGAACUCCUCCGCGCUCUAGAAUCCUCCAUAGGCUCCUCUUUCAGUUCCCAACCCCUAAUCCCAAACCCUAACCCUCUCGUCAUCGUAAUUAGCGGCCCUAGCGGUGUCGGCAAAGACGCUCUCAUCACAAAUCUCCGUAAUUCCCGCCCUAGUAUUCACUUCGUCGUCACCGCCACCACUCGUCCUCGCCGUCCCUCUGAAAUCGACGGUAAAGACUAUCUCUUCGUUUCGAAGGAUGAGUUUCUGCAAAUGGUGGAUAAAGAUGAGUUUCUUGAAUAUGCCUUAGUUUAUGGUGAUUAUAAAGGUGUUCCUAAGCAGCAAAUUAGGGAUUUUAUGGCGAAAGGUUAUGAUGUUGUUUUGAGAGUUGAUAUUCAAGGUGCACAGACUUUGAGGAAGGUUUUGGGGAAAUCGGCGGUUUUUGUGUUUUUGAUGGCGGAGAGUGAGGUUGAUAUGGUGGAGAGAUUGGUGGAUCGGAAUACGGAGACGAAGGAAUCGUUGCUUGUUAGGAUUAGUACUGCUAAAGAAGAAAUGAAGCAUGUGAGGAAUUUUGAUUAUGUUGUGGUGAAUGCUAAGGGUAAGCUUGAAAAUGCUGUGAAAUUGUUGGAGUCUAUUAUUGAUGCUGAAAAAGCUAAGGCUCCGAAGGUGAGGGGUGCACCUGCAAACACUCUGGCGAUCAAGUAAGUUGGUGCUGAAAGUGAGGUUUAGGAUUUCGAGUAGUACGUACCUCGGCCUAGGCCAAAAGUUAGGCUUUAUAGGAGCCAGGUUAGGUUUUCGAGGGACUAGAACCUUCUAUGAGACAACUGUCCCUUUUGGGAGCGUUCCUUUGGCCUUGCUCCUGUGUGCCUCUAGAGCGUGACUUGGGUGACCCGAUCCAGAGCGAGAAUGGGCCUUGGUCCAAUCUUGAACAGUUACAAAUUUGUUCCAUCUUUACCUUGUGUGUUUAGAAGGAGGGUUUGCGAACGAUUAAAUAGAGAUCCUAGUUACUCCUAUAUAACUUAUGUUAUUCUUUUCGUUAAGUUAGUUUCUAAUGUUAUCAAGCAUUUUCUUGAUUUGGUCACUGCUUACUUUUGAUA